GUAAUUUCUGGACGACGUCACGUCGGUAUCAUGUCUGCAGAACCAGUUGGGAACUAUGGGGUAAGGAUCCUUUUUGAUGACUUACAUAGAACUGGAAUUUAUUCGUGGGAUUAUUUCUAUCAUCUGGGGAGCAACAAGUUUACAUUCUUGAGAAAUUAUGUUAAAACACUAAAGAAGCAUGGACUGAGCCGAGAUCCACCGAAGAGAAAGUGAUGGACAAAUCAACUGUCGUGAGCAGGUUGGAGAAAGAUCCAAUUGUUGAACUAUAAGCAUCUGAGACCUCUUGGACUGUGAACCAAGAACCUGAGCAUGGAAAUACACAUAUUAGUGUAGCUACUUGCAAGAUUAUCUAUGAACUUAGUUUAACUACAGAUUAGGACUUGUAUUUCGAUGGUUGGUUGGCUACUUAGUCCGUAAGUUUUGACAAAUUUUGAUUAUGACCAUUGAUUUGUUAAGAAGAUGCUUGAUAAAAUAGAGAGGUAUUUACACAUGAUGUUAGGUUUAAGUA
Cucurbita pepo subsp. pepo (vegetable marrow) is the source of this 508-nucleotide messenger RNA. Lineage: Eukaryota; Viridiplantae; Streptophyta; Magnoliopsida; Cucurbitales; Cucurbitaceae. The record is from RefSeq and is a predicted model, not a curated record.